This is a messenger RNA of Cucurbita pepo subsp. pepo (vegetable marrow), 1015 nucleotides long. The record is from RefSeq and is a predicted model, not a curated record. NCBI's taxonomy places the organism in Eukaryota, Viridiplantae, Streptophyta, Magnoliopsida, Cucurbitales, Cucurbitaceae.
ACGUCAUCGCCGUGACGUCGGACAUUAAGCUGAUCGUUUUUUCCCCAAAAUUCCAACCGGAAUUCGCCUAUAAACUCCCUCCAAUUUCUCUCCGACAGCAGAAUCUUUGUUUUUCGGCGAGAGAAAUUUUGUUCUGGUCAAUUUCCAUGGCGACGACGUCGUCUCGGAGUAUUGAAAUCACCGUAAUCUCAGGGGAGGAUUUAAGAAUCGAUCGGAAAAGUGUGAAGAGGAAGACAUUCGUAACUGUGAAAUUCGAUCGCCAGAGCAUCGGCGGCGGCGGCGGCGGAAGAACGGAAAUUGAUGAGCGAGGCGGAUGUUAUCCGUUCUGGAAUGAGAAAAUGUUGAUGGAGAUUCCGGUGGAUGCAAUGUUCUUGACGAUCGAGGUGCAUUGUGGAUCUAUUUCCAGGAACAGGAUCGUCGGAACGGCGAACGUUCCGGUAUCGGAUUUUCUCGGACGGUAUAGACCGGAAAAUUAUUUGCAUUUACUGAGUUAUCGAUUGAGAGAUCGAUGUGGUGAACGAAAUGGAAUUGUUAACAUUUCGGUGAGAGUUAGGGCACUGGAAUCGGAAUCGGAAUCGGAAACGGAAUCGGAAUCGGAACCGGCGCUAACUUCCAAAGCAAUGGUUGGAGUCCCGGUGGCGGAGACGGCGAGUUCCCGCCGGAUUUGCGGUGGCGUAGUGAUCGGCGUUCCUCUCUGGAGUUCUUACUCUUAAUCUUGAUGGAUUUUCCGAUUAUUUGGGCAUUUUAAGAAAAAAAUAAUAAUUAGGAGAAUGGGAUAUUAAUGGAACUAAUUUCACAAAUGUCCAGAGAUUUAAAUAUUUUAAUUAGGAUAUGUCUUUAAUGUCCUUUUGUCUUUAAAGAAACGAACGGUUACCUAAGGGUUAAAUUGUAAUUAACUAUCCAUUUAAGUCUCAUUUAAUGAUUAUCUAUUUAGUUAUUUGUUUUAUUUUUUAGGAGAUGAUUUGGGCCUUCUUAUUGGGCUUGGGACAUAGUUCUAUGUUAGCCAUAACGACGC